Aspergillus welwitschiae is the source of this 827-nucleotide messenger RNA. RefSeq lists its product as uncharacterized. The coding region runs from base 136 to 711 and encodes 191 amino acids. The record is from RefSeq and is a predicted model, not a curated record. Lineage: Eukaryota; Fungi; Ascomycota; Eurotiomycetes; Eurotiales; Aspergillaceae. The transcript has 3 exons.
UGAGCCUGUAUAAUCCGUGUAAGACCAAUCCUAUGUUGUGGAUCGUGUGCUUUGAGGCUCGAUCGAAAGGGAAAAGCAGCCUAUCAUGGUCUUGACAUUAUCGAUUCGGAAAUACGGAGGCAUCGACAAGGCAGAAUGGCGAGCACGAACUUCGGACGCCGCAUGAUCAGAAAUUGCGGACCGCGAAGGCUACCAAAAUUUGGAUAUUUAAAGCACAAGAGGAAGGGGCCCUACCCCACCAGCAGAAUCGAGAAGAACCCAGCUUUCCAUCGAAUAACCUCGUCCGACAAGAACUGUUCGAAAACAACUUGUUACAAAAGACUCCAUUCAGCCAACACAAGUCAACCUACCUCAGUGGAAGGUCCUGUAUCAUCGCCAUCAAGACUCGUUUUAACGCCUCAGCUGCAACCUGCCCCGGUCGGUCUCCUGCUACCAUGUGUGGCGGGACCGACUUUAACUUACAGCGUUACUAGCCCCUCAUGCAAGAUAUGUCGGGUUCCGACUUUCUUUAAAGUUGUCAAACCGUGGAACCAAAACGGGCACAGUGGCCGGAGUUAUUAUUCAUGUGGAAGGUGCGGAACAUUCCGUAGCUGGGCUGAUUCGAUAGGCAUCUCUGGCAAGAACCCACGGUGUCUGUGUAAUCAGCCAAGCAGGUGGGGUAAAAGUGGCAGGGAAAAGCAGCGCGGAAAAGCAGCGCAAAGGAUUCUUUAAUUGUGCUACAGGCGACUGCAGCUUUUUUUGUGGAAGCACAUGCCGAGAUCUGUAUCCCUUCCAUGCCUGAGCUACAGGAUGGAGCGUAACCUAAUGACUUAAAAUAUAACUACGGU